CAAUGUAUAUUCAGGAGAUAAAUUAUCAGAAUAACUUAUUUUUAAAUAAUGGCUGCAAUAGAAAGCAAAACUAAUUCCAACAGAAACUCUUUUGGUCUUAAGCCCGAAGAUUACAUUUACGAGGACGAUUUGUGUUAUGUGUUCGACGAAUUGUACAAUCCGCAAGCCCCCGUCCACUUUGUGGUGGCGCCAAAGAAGCAUAUUCCGAGACUAUGCCACGCCACAGAUGAAGACGAGAAGAUUCUUGGCCACCUCCUAAUCGUCGCCAAAGACACUGCAAUAUUCCGCGGCCUCCACAAGACGGGCUACCACGUGGUGGUAGACGAGGACCAUAGAGCAGGGAAACUGCGGGCGCUCCAUGUGUUCGGGCGGGCGCUGCAACACAUGUUAUGGCCGACAGGGCCCGGAGACCGGCUCUGAUAUCAAUUUCACUAUAGCUUCCUAAGUUCCAAAGUCAUUUAUGCAGAUUUGGAAUCUUUUUUUCUUCCAUUUUGAAAUGGCCUUUUAAAAGGACAUUGGGUUAGGGAUAUUAUAGGCUAACUCUGCACCGACUUUGACGUGAUAAAGUCUGGAGUGCCAUGAGCGGGUAAACUGCGGGCGCUCCAUGUGUUCGGACGGGCGCUGCAACACAUGUUAUGGCCGACAGGGCCCGGAGCACGGCUCUGAUCUCAAUGCAAUUUCAUUCAUUCAUUCAAGGCUCGGAACCGGUUUUUUCUUCAUACAAAAAAUACUGGUAUUAUUACGUUCUUUGGUUAAUUAUUUGAUUUUUAAUGGGACAAUCUAAUAAUACGAAGUUGUUACCUAAAUACAUGAUACAGUCCUACGGAAAGAGCAUAAAAUAAUUUAAAAUAUUGGGCUAUUUCGGGUU
This is a messenger RNA of Cydia splendana, 868 nucleotides long. Its product is annotated as adenosine 5'-monophosphoramidase HINT2-like. Bases 49 to 420 code for a protein of 123 amino acids. The transcript has 3 exons. Gene Ontology annotation, molecular function: hydrolase activity. The record is from RefSeq and is a predicted model, not a curated record. Lineage: Eukaryota; Metazoa; Arthropoda; Insecta; Lepidoptera; Tortricidae. Gene Ontology annotation, cellular component: cytoplasm.